AUUGUGGUUAUCUGUGUGAACAGAAGCUUACAUGAACCUAUGUACAUGUUUCUGUGCAGCCUGUUUGUGAAUGAGCUGUAUGGUAGUACAGGGCUGUUUCCAUUCCUCCUGCUUCAGAUCCUCUCUGAUGUUCACACUGUUUCUGCUCCUCUCUGCUUCCUGCAGAUCUUCUCUCUGUACUCAUAUGGAAGUGUGGAAUUUUAGAACUUAGCCGUCAUGUCUUAUGACAGAUAUCUUGCCAUCUGCUGUCCUCUGCAGUAUAACACACGAAUGACAUCCAGCACAGUUUCUGUGCUCAUCGCUGUGUCGUGGAUCUAUGCUUUGUUGCUGGUUGCUGUGACAGUUUCUCUGAGCUCACCUCUGCAGCUGUGUGGGAACAUCAUCAACAAAGUGUACUGUGAUAACUAUGCCAUUGUUAAACUGGCCUGUUCUGACACCACACUCAAUAACAUCUAUGGACUGAUCAGCACAGCAUUCACCAUUUUUCUGCCUCUCACGUUGAUCUUUUUCACCUACAUGAGGAUCCUGAAAGUCUGUUUUUCUGGAUCCAAACAGACGCGACAGAAAGCCGUCAGCACCUGCACGCCUCACCUCGCUUCUCUGCUCAACUUCUCUUUUGGGGCUUGCUUUGAAGUAUUGCAGAGCAGAUUUAAUAUGAACACUGUACCAAACAUUUUACGUAUUUUGAUAUCACUGUACUGGCUUAUAUGUCAGCCGCUCUUUAAUCCUGUGCUGUACGGGCUGAAAAUGUCCAAAAUUCGUGACAUAUGUAAAAGUUUGAUCUACUGGAAAGUUUGGAUCAUUUAG
Messenger RNA from Haplochromis burtoni (Burton's mouthbrooder), 807 nucleotides. RefSeq names its product olfactory receptor 52E4-like. Gene Ontology annotation, cellular component: membrane. Gene Ontology annotation, biological process: G protein-coupled receptor signaling pathway. Gene Ontology annotation, molecular function: olfactory receptor activity; G protein-coupled receptor activity. The transcript has a single exon. Lineage: Eukaryota; Metazoa; Chordata; Actinopteri; Cichliformes; Cichlidae. The annotation marks the transcript as partial. The record is from RefSeq and is a predicted model, not a curated record.